GCAGAAUUCAUGACUUCUCAAGACGAACACGACUUUUGAACCCAUCCCAAAGCUCACGAGUCAAGCAUAAGCAGAAUGGAUCAGUUGAAGUCCAAGAAUACGAAGAAAUGAAAAACGAAAUAAACUAAAACCCGAUGCCAAUGAAACAUGUCAAACUUCCCAACUUUUCACCCAAAAAGAUAAAUUCACAAUCACAUUCUCAUUCCAAUCCGAUCAUCCCUACCACACUUCCUAUCCUCACCCAAAUCAAAACCAUCCUAAAGAACCGACCAAAGUAUCAACCCAAAUCAAACCAAUCUAUCAUCAAUCCCUCAACCAUAAAUUGGUCCAAAAUCAAAUCACAUACUAUUCCUACUAAAUGGUCAUUAUACAAAUCUUUGAUUAAACAUACUAAGUCAGCAGAUCAGCAUUAUCAAACUUCAUCAAGGUAUAAAGACGUUUUGGUUAAUGAGAUCAGAGAUCGAUUCAAACAAAACCGAUCAUUAAGCUCGAUUCCAGAAAUCCAAAACUCAUUAAGAUUAGCAUAUUCAUACCUAAACCAAUUAACUUUAUCAAACCCAUCCCACUUUAUCCAAACCAAACGAACCCAAAUCAUCGAACACCAAACCCGAAGCUCGUGGUCUAAGAUUUACAAAUCAUAUUAUCAAACUAUCCUAAAGAGACCUAAAAAACCAAUCAUGACCGGAAGAUUCUUACGUCCUAGUUUGUUUAAUAAACCGUUACCUAGAUAUGCAAAUCAACCUGAACAUAUCUCAAUGAUGAUUUCGUCUAGAAGGAAAUCUAAUCAAAGAAGAAUGGAUGAAGAACGUGAGUUAUUGAGAAUCAUUGAACUCGAUCAAGCCGAUCGGUCUCAAGCGGGCUUACCUCAUCAUCCUCUUGAUCGUUCGUUUUAUUAUGACCGAUUAAAUGAAAUCCGUCAAACCUUUGUUCGUGAUCGAAAAAGAGAAAGAACAGUUUAUACCCGUUCAAUGUUAAACGAAAUCGAACAAGCCAAAAGAAACAGACCUAAAGAUUUACAAAUCCAAAAUUAUUGGAAAAGAUUAAACCUUAGGCUAGACGAAUUGAAUUCGGUUUCAUUAAAAGAUAUAAAUGAUGAUGAUUUAAAAGAAAAAGAACUCGAAGAUCAAAAUAUCAAGUUUUGGUCUGGGUAGUUGAAUGGAGGAUUUGGUGAUGAAAAACGUUCCGUGGGGUUUGGGUUGUUUCUUUUUGGUUUAGUUUUCGAGGGUUUUGAAGGUUUUGGAGUUUGGAGUUUGGAGUUUGGAUUCUUGUUCUAUUGAUCUAAUUGUACUUUUUUGAAUACCUUGAACAAAUAUGAACCAGUUUAUAUGUCCUACC
Molecule: messenger RNA, 1335 nt
Organism: Melampsora larici-populina 98AG31
Lineage: Eukaryota; Fungi; Basidiomycota; Pucciniomycetes; Pucciniales; Melampsoraceae
Exons: 3
Coding region: 135-1151 (338 amino acids)
Source: RefSeq, a predicted model, not a curated record